AUGAAUAACAAGAAAGUACACUGGUCUCAGUAUGCCGACGAAAUCUCCUUUCUAACCAUUCAAGACACCGUGCCUCUCUCCGAUUCAGUUGAUGAUGAUUAUUUCUCUGAGGAGAGCGCAGAUUUUGAACCCCUGGAGAAGAUGGGAAGAAAGCGGAAUAAGCGCAAUCAGUGUGAGCACUACCACUUCUUUCCAAUGGAUGAGUAUUCAUUACUCAAGUCAUCAAUUUCAGGAAAAUCGGACUGCAACCAUGUCUACGACAGUAAUUACUUCAAAGAGUCCGAUUUUCUUGAAAGGGAGAAGGGUUGUCACCACAACUAUCCACGAGCCAUCAAGGAAGACAUUUGCAAAAUGAGGGGGAGGUGGAGAGAUGGUGAAUAUGGAGAGGAGAAUAGUAUUGAAGAUGAUACGACAUAUUCCAAUUACUCAGAUGAUAAAUCGACCCUCUCACCUAGGAGCUAUGAUGAUAGUUCAGAUAGUUUAGGUUCUCCAAGGAAAUCACACGAUAAUUAUUGGAUAUCUCCACCGAUUGCAUUAUCGAAAAAAAACUCCAAUGUAUCAAGAGGCGACUGUAUCAAAACUGGAAGAUUGAAUUCAGAUCAAAAGUCUGAAGAUCGAUUGAGCAGAAUAUCCUCCGGAGAAAAACGAGGUAUUCAAAAUGUUGACGAAUGUCACUAUGGAGGGGCCAAAUUCCGACCCAGCUCCCAUUCACGAAGGGAUCGAUCGGAUUAUGAAGAAAAGUUGGCAGGAAGGAGGUCGUCUAAAGUUCGUUAUGAAUUUAUUGCGGAGGAUAUGAAGCCCAACCUUCCACAACCUCGUGUUAAGUUAAAUCGAUCCACAUCAGAGAAACCCAACAAAACUCGUUCUGUAGCCAAGCGCUCCUCAAAGGGCUCAAAGAAGUCCAAUUCAGCAUGA
Molecule: messenger RNA, 915 nt
Organism: Rodentolepis nana
Lineage: Eukaryota; Metazoa; Platyhelminthes; Cestoda; Cyclophyllidea; Hymenolepididae
Source: the annotation of a GenBank genome assembly